AUGGCAUCGAUUGUGAAGCAGAAGCUGCACGGCUUAACAAGUGGUAGCGGUAACGAUGCCGAAGCGGCACAAGAGGCCGAGAAGUACAAGCUUCUGGUUACAGCUGGACCAUCGUAUAAUCAGGACCAACACCAGGUUGUACGGGUCAACACCAACGAAGCUAUAUACGUCGAGAAUGAGUUCGUGCGCGCCAAGAUAAAGGUCAACAUACGAGGAUAUCAUGGCCUACCGUCUGGCACACCUGCAAUAUCGACGUACUUCGACGACCCUGUACAUGAGAAGGACCAGUACAGCGUAGCCUUCAGCUUUGUGCCGAAGCAAAACCUACCGAGCGUCGACACAGUUUGGGGAAACGACUUUGAUCACCCGAUCAAGAACAAACUGCCUCCCGGGUUCAAUACCGCGUUCAAGAUCGUCAAGGAGUUCAUCGAUCCUGGCUUGGAGUGCGACGCAUAUGCCGACGAGCCAUGGCUCUACGGCCCGAGUCUCUCAUGCUGGUUUGCGUUCAGGGUUGGCGACCAGGUAGGACAACAAGCAGACUUCCCUGAACCUGGAGUGGUGAAAGAAGGUGGCGAUGGCGAGGGGCAAGAGAUCAGACACAAGAUUGGCCUGCCAGAGACAGGCGACAAGAGACGCAAACACUUCCUUUCUGCACCCCAUCGAGAAGCCUUCACUUUCGAGAAGGGUAGGGUGUACCAAGGCGACUUCUACAACCCCUACCUCGAUUUCCCAAACUUCUCUCUGAAGUUACCAGGCUUCUCCUUGAAGGUGGUGAAGUACAUUGAUCAGAAGAGCCAUUGUUUGAGAUAUGUCUUCAAGAACAGGAAGACUCAGGAUGUGUACUUUACUGUGCACAUACAUCUUCUCUGGGGUGAGCAGCUUCAGCAGGCUGUACAGAGGGAAGAAGAGCAGCGGCAGCUAAGCAGCCAAGGAGUGGUCACACAGCCGCUGAAUGCUCUGGUGGGUGGUAGUAAGCAGGUACCGGUGGUUGAGAACGGGCGGAUGGCGAAAGGCCACGAAGGAUCUCAGAGCAGUGUCAGGAAUGGCGACCAUUCGAGUAGUGCUCCUGCUCCAGCGCAACCCAAAAAAGCGCCGCCACCAGAGACUCAGAUACGCGAAAGCACCAACGAUCAGAGCGUAAGCUCGCACACCGCACCACAGAACAUGCAACUACAUCCUGGCAACCAAGCAGCAGCAGCCGACUUUGGCACAACUCAUUCGAGAACAGCUCCGGACAUGGCAGGCCUACAGACUGCCACAGAAAACGUGCGACUGCAUCCUGGAGAUCAGAGUGCAUCAGCUGCAGCAUCCUCUGUGCCAACAGCAUCGGCAUCGGCAUCGACACAGGCGUCAACAGAUGUCGCUGCCGAAUCCGUCAUAAGUCGUAUGCUACAGAGCACGUCUUCCAGCGAUCAGACGGGGAAGAAGUUGAACUAUUUCAAUGGCGACAAUGUGGAUUGA
Recurvomyces mirabilis is the source of this 1461-nucleotide messenger RNA. RefSeq lists its product as uncharacterized. NCBI's taxonomy places the organism in Eukaryota, Fungi, Ascomycota, Dothideomycetes, Mycosphaerellales, Teratosphaeriaceae. Bases 1 to 1461 code for a protein of 486 amino acids. The record is from RefSeq and is a predicted model, not a curated record. The transcript has a single exon.